GAUCAACAGCAAUCGACGCUCAUGGCGGCUCCCAUGGCGGCUCUACGUCGGCUUUCCGGCUCUUCUGUCGCUGCGGGACUGGGGAAGCUGCUUACUGCUAGCAAUGAUGCAAAGCACCUGCCGCUGGGUGGCCUCCUGUUGCGUUGGCCGCCAUUCAGCACAGGCAAUGCUGUGCCAGUGGUGCACACGGGUGUCCUACCGCAGGGGUGGUCUCACUACUGUGCUCAGGAGUCAAGCUCAGUGGCACAUCAUCGGUUACAAAGCUGGCAGAACCCCCCAUCAGCAGUUGUGGACACGCUCUUGGGAUGGCGUGUGCAGCAGGGUCAAGAUGGGCGCCCCUUGACUUGUGCGACUCUUGGAAGCAGCUACUCUGAGUUGGAGUCCCAGUCACUGCCAGCGCCCUCCCUACUCCUGAAUCUAGCAGCAGGGCGCCACUGCUGCACCACUACGGAGCAUGAUUGCGCUGCUGAAUAUCCUUUUACUGGUGGUACAGCAGCAGAACUUCAAUCAUCAGGCGCGCAACCCCCCAAUACUCAUUUCCACUUGAAGCAGAGCAGAAUCCUGGCCCGCACCCCUGCGGCGUGGCUUAGUUUGUCGCCCGGUUUGCACGUGCGGCACUUCAGCCAGGACGUGCGGGCCAAGCCCCGCGUGGCGCAGGUGCGCACCUUGCGGUUGGCGGCGCAGAGCGUCAACACGGUGGUGGAACCAUACAAGAAGCCGCGGGUGCUGCCGCUAUGGAGGCGGUGGCUGACGCUGGAGGGCUGGCGCGUGCGCAAGGACAACAUACUGAGCUACCUCAAGACGGGGUACGCCAUUGCCAAGGUGAAGCGCGCCAUCCCGGGAUACAACGUGCCGCUGUUCUUCCGCGACGUGACUCGCCUGUACCUGGCCAUCAACCGCGCGUUGGCGGCAGGCGACACGGGCGUGCUGCGCGGCCUGGUGACGGAGCGCACGCUGGGCCAAAUGAAGCAGGAGCUCGAGGUGCGCCGCCGCGGGGGCUGGGCCUCCGUCGCGUGGGACCUGCCCGACCCCGCCGCCAUGCAGUGCCGCACCGUGCACGGCAGGAUGGUGGGCGUGGACCCCAAGAACACGAGCCUCGCGUUUGCGCAGGUCACCGUGCGGCUGCGGAGCCGCCAGAAGUUUGCGGCAUACGACCGCAAAGGCCACCUGCUGGCGGGCAGCCCCGAGCAGGAACUGGAGGUGGAGGACCACUGGGUGUUUGAGCGCGCGCUGUGGAUCAAGGACGCGCACUGGCGCCUCUGCGGCCGCCUCACUCUGUGACCUUGGCCGGGUGUCGUGGGUCGCAGCUAGCUCGAGCUACGGACGAUACAUUCAAGGCUCUUCAAGCGGAUGGCCUUGGACCGAGGGGUAUAAGUGGAGAUCAGGAGCGAUGUACCUUGAGAGAAGUCUCCAUAAGAAGGACACACGCCAUGACACUCACUCACGGCGCUGGCAGGGGGGUCCGUAAGGUGAACUGCGGGCGCAGCGCCACUUGAGAGAUCAGCUGUUGCAGGGGCUCCAUUGUGCGAGAUUCGAGCUGCUGGCAUACUUUGGGACGGGCUCGAGCUGAAACGCUCAGAGAUCAAGUGUCCUUCAUCGAUCUUUUACUGAUGGGCAUGUGAAGAUGCAAUGCCCAUAGAGUCGGUGCAUGACGCGAAUAUUUUCUUGGCAUAUCAACCUAGGAUCCAGU
Molecule: messenger RNA, 1690 nt
Organism: Klebsormidium nitens
Lineage: Eukaryota; Viridiplantae; Streptophyta; Klebsormidiophyceae; Klebsormidiales; Klebsormidiaceae
Source: the annotation of a GenBank genome assembly